GGUCACUUACGUCCUUGUGACGUCACCCCGCCGUUGCCGUUAGGAGGAGGAGGAGGAGGGAGAGAGAGCGAGAAGAGCGAGAGAGGGGGCGGCCUCAUUGCGGCGGCGUAGGGUACGUGCGCUGGUGGCGUCGUGAAGCGGUCAGUUCAGGGGUUCAAAGAGGAAAAACAUGGCGGACAACAAAGGAGGCGGUGGCGGGGAGACGGACGGCUCGGUGAGCAACAACAACAACAGUAGUGGCAGCGGACAAGACGGGAACACCGCGGGAAGCGAGGGCCAGGCCGCGGAUGAGGCGGCCGAGAGCGGGGAUAAGGCAGCGGCCCCAGCUGUUCCGGUGGCUGCCACGGCUGAGGAGAGCCCGGCCCCCUCGACCACCGCGGCCUCCUCGUCCUCCACGCCGGCUCCGGUGAACCUACUGGAUACGUGCGCGGUGUGCAAGCAGAGCCUGCAGUGCCGGGAGUCGGAGCCGAAGCUGCUUCCCUGCCUGCACUCUUUCUGCCGCCGCUGCCUUCCGGAGCCCGAGCGGCAGCUCAGCGUCCCGCUACCCGGCGGCAGCAACGGGGACAUCCAGCAAGUUGGUGUGAUACGAUGUCCAGUUUGCAGACAAGAAUGUAGACAAAUCGAUCUAGUGGAUAAUUAUUUUGUGAAAGACACAUCUGAAUCACCAAGCAGCACUGAUGAAAAGUCUGAACAGGUGUGUACAAGCUGUGAAGACAAUGCAAGUGCUGUUGGGUUUUGUGUGGAAUGUGGUGAAUGGCUAUGUAAGACCUGUAUAGAAGCACAUCAAAGGGUUAAAUUCACGAAGGACCAUAUGAUAACGAAGAAGGAAGAUGUAUCUUCAGAAUCGGUGGGAGCAUCAGGUCAGCGUCCAGUUUUUUGUCCUGUACAUAAACAGGAACAACUCAAACUGUUCUGUGAAACCUGUGACAGACUGACGUGUCGGGAUUGCCAACUUCAGGAGCAUAAAGAACACAGGUACCAGUUUUUGGAGGAAGCAUUUCAGAACCAGAAGGGCGCGAUAGAAAAUCUCUUAGCAAAGCUUCUGGAAAAGAAAAAUUAUGUGCAUUUUGCAGCUACUCAGGUUCAGAACAGGAUAAAAGAAGUGAAUGAAACCAAUAAAAGAGUGGAACAGGAAAUUAAAGUGGCUAUCUUCACAUUAAUAAAUGAAAUUAAUAAGAAGGGCAAAUCUCUUCUGCAACAGUUGGAGAGUGUUACAAAAGAACGACAGAUGAAACUUGUACAGCAACAAAAUGAUAUAACUGGCCUUUCCAGACAAGUGAAACAUGUAAUGAAUUUUACAAACUGGGCGAUAGCAAGUGGUAGCAGCACAGCGUUGUUAUACAGCAAACGUCUUAUUACUUUUCAGCUGCGUCAUAUCUUAAAGGCUCGAUGUGACCCAGUUCCAGCAGCAAAUGGAGCAAUAAGAUUUCAUUGCGACCCAACCUUUUGGGCAAAGAAUGUAGUUAAUUUAGGUAAUCUCAUUGUUGAAAAUAAGCCAACUUCUACAUAUGCGCCCAAUGUGGUGGUAGGUCAGGUUCCCCAGGCAACAAACCAUGUAAAUAAAGCACCUGCACAAAUUAAUUUAGCACAACUCAGACUCCAGCACAUGCAGCAGCAGCAAGCGUACGCUCAGAAACACCAGCAGCUCCAGCAAAUGAGGAUGGUCCAACCACCUGGUCCGCAUCAAAGGCCAUCUGGCCCUCAAGCAAUGCAUCAACAGCACAUCAAAGUGCAAGCUACAGUCCUUUGUUCAUGCAAUCCUCCAAGGUUAAUCAGCAUGCAGAGCAUGCAGAGAAAUAAUAUGAACUGCGUACCUUUCCAAGCGCAUCAGAUGAGAAUGGCACAGAAUGCUGCUCAGAAUGCCAGUCGAAUGCCAGGUGUACCUCGUCACAAUGGGCCUCAGUACUCAAUGAUGCAACCUCAUCUCCAAAGACAGCACCAUUCAAACCCUGGGCAUGCUGGUCCAUUUCCAGUCGUCUCAAUCCAUAAUAAUACAAUCAAUCCAACUAGUCCUACCACAGCAUCCAUGGCAAAUGCAAACCGUGGCCCAACAAGCCCAUCUGUUUCUUCUAUAGAGUUAAUUCCAUCUGUAACAAACCCAGAAAACCUUCCCUCUCUGCCAGACAUCCCACCCAUCCAGCUGGAAGAUGCUGGCUCAAGCAAUUUAGACAACAUACUAAGUAGGUACAUUUCAAUGGGUCACCAGCUCCCUCAACCAACAAGCACUAUGAACCCUUCUCCAGGACCAUCUGCUAUGUCACCUGGAUCAACGGGUUUAUCCAACUCGCACACACCAGUGAGGCCUCCCAGUACAUCAAGCACGGGCAGUAGAGGAAGUUGUGGCUCAAGUGGUAGAACCAUGGAUAGAAAUGCUUUCAAAUCUGAUCCUGUAAAAGUUAAGCAAGAGCCUGGGACAGAAGAAGAGGUGUGUAGUUUCUCCGGACCUGUUAAGCAAGAGAAAGCGGAGGAUGGACGACGAAGCGCAUGCAUGCUAAGCAGUCCGGAGAGCAGCCUGACUCCUCCACUAACCACCACCUUGCACCUGGAAAGUGAUCUGGAAGCUUUGGCUAGUCUGGAGAACCAUGUAAAGAGUGAGCCAAACAGCACAAACAGAAGUUGUGGACAGUCAUCACAUGGUACCCUUGUAAACGGAAAAUCCCCUGUCCGUAGCUCUAUGCAUCGGUCGCCAAGAGGUGGAGGUGAUGGGACAAACAAGGAGGAUGAUCCAAAUGAGGAUUGGUGUGCUGUGUGCCAAAAUGGGGGAGACCUCCUGUGCUGUGAAAAGUGCCCGAAAGUGUUUCACCUCACAUGUCAUGUACCCACACUACUUAGCUUCCCAAGUGGUGAAUGGAUCUGUACGUUCUGUAGAGAUCUGAACAAACCAGAAGUUGAAUAUGACUGUGAUAAUUCUCAACACAGUAAGAAAGGGAAGACUGUACAAGGCUUAAAUCCUGUGGACCAAAUGAAAUGUGAGAGACUACUCCUCUAUCUCUACUGCCAUGAGCUGAGCAUCGAGUUUCAAGAACCAGUCCCUGCCUCGAUACCAAAUUACUACAAAAUAAUUAAGAAGCCCAUGGAUCUGUCCACAGUGAAGAAAAAGCUACAGAAAAAGCAUUCACAACACUACCAGACGCCUGAAGACUUUGUUGCAGAUGUCAGGCUAAUAUUUAAGAACUGUGAAAGGUUCAACGAAAUGAUGAAAGUUGUUCAAGUUUAUGCAGAAACACAAGAAAUUAAUCUGCAGAACGACUCAGAAGUGGCCCAAGCAGGAAAAUCUGUUGCAUUGUACUUUGAGGACAAACUUCCAGAAAUCUACCCUGACAGGACCUUCCAACCAUUGCCAGAGUUUGAACCAGAGGAGGACGAUGGUGAAAUAACAGAGGAUUCAGAUGAGGAUUUUGUACAGCCUCGAAGAAAACGUCUAAAAUCAGAUGAGAAGCCAGUGCAUAUAAAGUGAUUUGAAUGCUCUGAACUUUACACUUUUCUGUAGAAAAAAAAAAAAAUAACUUUAAAGAAGUACUUAUUUAAGUGUUCCUGGAAUAUCUUCUCGCCUACACCAGCUACCGUCAAGGAGAAGCUGGCAGCUUUUAGACAGUAUUAGACCAACUAAUGUUUGUACAGAAGAGUUGAACAUUCUUUUAAAGAAAACAAAUGGAGGAGACAUUGUCACUUUCUUUAGAUUUUUUUUUUGUUUUGUUUUUAGUUUAUUUACUUAAUUUGAUGAACUUUUGCCUCAAGGGACAGUCUAUUAGUAAUCUCACCUAGAUUUUGUGAAAUGUUGAGGACAAUUUCCUUGGUUUGGUAUUCUCAACCGUUCUUUGUACAGCUCUAUAUGUGGACUUGGUGGUUGAUGUUGCUUGUUAAUCUAUUUCUUUCUUAAAGAUCGGACCAGUACAUGGAGUUUACUGUAACACUUUCUCCUCUACUCGUCAGGCUGCUUUGUAGUUUGACUUCUGGAACAGUGAAAAACAUGGUACAGGUUUAAAAUUGCUUUCUGAAUGAUUUUAAUCAUUCUCCAUUUUUUCUUUUUUUUUCCCCCCCAAGUUUUAUUUUAUUUUAACUUGAGUGGUUAGCUGUGUGGGUUAUCCUUCAAAGUUCUGAUAUAUAGAUAUAUAUUUUGUGAAGGAAACGGUUUAACUUGGAUCAUAAAAUCAUUAACUUUUGCUAUGUAUAUAUGAGGAAGCUAAUAAGUGUUCGUAAAUUCAAACUGCAUUAUUUCAGGCAACAGAUUGUCAACCCUUGCUGUUGUCUUGCAUCCAGGACAAGGAAAAAUAAAUUAAGUUACUGGUUAAAUAUUCUUGAUUUUAUCAUAUUUUAACAUCUGAUAGAUGGAAAAUGUUAGUACAUUUGAAAGAAUUACAAAAUUACUUUGUCUUCCUUAACUUUUUGAUUUGUUUAGCAAAUGUGUCAUUUUGCAAUUCUCAUCGUGUCUUACUUGUACAUAGAAUCUCAAGAUGGUAGCCUUUCCAGAUUUGUUUGUUUUUGAGAGUGUGUUCUUUAGAGAUGCUUUCGAUGCAGAGCUUGCUACUACUGCAAAACAUUCUAAAACCACUUAAUGGUCAUAUGUCUGCUAGAAGAAACCCAAUAAAUCCUACAGUCGUUUUAA
Messenger RNA from Pseudophryne corroboree (corroboree frog), 4606 nucleotides. RefSeq names its product tripartite motif containing 33 (gene TRIM33). The record is from RefSeq and is a predicted model, not a curated record. The transcript has 21 exons. Bases 170 to 3457 code for a protein of 1095 amino acids. Gene Ontology annotation, cellular component: chromatin. Lineage: Eukaryota; Metazoa; Chordata; Amphibia; Anura; Myobatrachidae. Gene Ontology annotation, molecular function: protein binding; zinc ion binding.